Morchella importuna is the source of this 366-nucleotide messenger RNA. RefSeq lists its product as uncharacterized. Gene Ontology annotation, molecular function: protein homodimerization activity; structural molecule activity. The transcript has 5 exons. NCBI's taxonomy places the organism in Eukaryota, Fungi, Ascomycota, Pezizomycetes, Pezizales, Morchellaceae. Bases 1 to 366 code for a protein of 121 amino acids. Gene Ontology annotation, biological process: protein transport to vacuole involved in ubiquitin-dependent protein catabolic process via the multivesicular body sorting pathway. Gene Ontology annotation, cellular component: ESCRT II complex. The record is from RefSeq and is a predicted model, not a curated record.
AUGGUGACCCUCACAACCCCGCCCUCCGUCUACCCCGACCACUACGACUUCCCCCCCUUCUUCACCAGAUACCCAAACGAAACAACCUGGACCGCCCAGCGCACAAUCUGGGCCACCUUCAUCCUCGACUACUGCCGCCACCACCGCCUCUGGCGCCUGUACGUCUCUGACGCCCUCGAGACCGACCUCUUCUGGAACCAGAAGCUCUCCCGACGGCUGUCGCCGAAAGACGCAGCGGCGAUACUGGAGUGGAUGGCGGGCGAGGGCAUGAUCGCGUGGGACGGCGCGGCGGCCGUGGUGUAUUGGCGCAGCGCGGAGGAAUCUCGGAGGGGACUUGACGGUUUCGCAAGAGUUCCAUGGCAUUGA